UUCGCUCCUUUGGUACAGAAGAUAGACCAACUGAUAGACCUAUACCACCUCGUGAUGAAGUCUUUGAGUAUAUUAUAUUCCGUGGCAGUGACAUUAAAGACCUAACUGUCUGUGAGCCACCAAAGCCCCAAUGUUCUUUGCCACAGGACCCUGCUAUUGUUCAGUCUUCAUUAGGUUCUUCAACUACAUCUUCAUUCCAGUCUGUGGGGUCCUAUGGUCCUUUUGGCAGAAUGCCUGCGUACAGUCAGUUUAGUCCAAGCCCGCUGGUGGGGCAGCAGUUCGGCGCUGUUGGAGUUGCAGGAGGUUCUUUAACAUCUUUUGGAACAGACUCUUCAGCCAGUGCUAGCAUGUCCCAAAGCACUGCAGUUGGUUCUGCAUUUACAACAGAUGCAAGAUCACUAAAAACACAGAUGUCUCAAGGUCGUUCGAGCCCUCAGAUAGAUCAUUUGAGAAGGAGCCCCACCAUGGAACAAGCAGUACAAACAGCUUCAGCCCACUUGCCUACUCCGGCACCAGUUGGGAGGAGUCCUGUACCAGCUAGACCUUUGGUGUCUGCUAGCCAAAAAUCGUUAGAGAAUCAAGAGCACAGACGAGCUGAAGCACACAAGGUUUCAAGAUCAGAAAAUGAACUCAGAAAUGAAAACAAACGACAAAUUGUUCCAGGUGGACCUUCAGCACGGAGAGGCCGUGGAGGUCACAGAGGGGGUCGAGGAAGGUUUGGUAUUAGAAGGGAUGGUCCAAUGAAGUUUGAGAAGGACUUUGACUUUGAAAGUGCAAAUGCACAAUUCAACAAGGAGGAAAUUGAUAGAGAAUUUCAUAAUAAACUUAAACUAAAAGAAGAUAAACUUGAGAAACCAGAGAAGCCUGUAAAUGGAGAAGACAAAGGUGACUCAGGUGUUGAUACCCAAAAUAGCGAAGGCAAUGCAGAUGAGGAAGAUCCACUUGGACCCAACUGCUACUAUGACAAAACCAAAUCCUUCUUUGAUAACAUCUCCUGUGAUGACAAUAGAGAACGACGACCCACCUGGGCUGAGGAAAGAAGAUUAAAUGCAGAGACCUUCGGAAUACCACUGCGUCCAAAUCGUGGCCGUGGAGGGUAUAGAGGCAGAGGGGGGAUUGGCUUCCGAGGUGGAAGAGGACGAGGAGGUGGAAGAGGUGGCUUCGCUGCCCCCCGAGGAUUUCGUGGUGGAUUCAGAGGAGGUCGUGGAGGCAGGGAGUUUGCUGACUUUGAAUAUAGGAAAGACAACAAAGUUGCUGCAUAGUCUACAAGACAGCUGAAACCGGGUGAACGUCUAGAUCUUCUUGAUCCAGAGAAUUAGUUUCAGUCUCUGCAAAGAAUGAAGUUAAUUUGCUGUAUACUUGUCACCAGCACUGGGAUUUGACUAUUUAAUUUCAAAGGGGUGUAAUGCAGUUACUUUUGAAAAAUGGCCAUCUUUGAAAACAGUGAGCAUUAAAUAUAUUUGAGACAGAAGGAUAAGUAAUUUCUUAUGUAUAGUUAAUUAUAAAGCAGUACUUCGAUGGAGUUUAAGUAUUUUUUCAUCACUGAAAGGAUUUUUCUUAUUGCUAAACUGUAUUUGAUAAUUGCUUCAAGUUGUAAGGACAAUUGUAUGCAGAAGGCCGUCGAUACUGUGAGUGUUUUGAUCCACCGGAGGUUGUUUUUUGGAAAUCCUGUAAUAUCCCUUUUGAGAUAGUUGUACUUUUAUCAACUAGGGUGCUGGACAGUAGAAAACUUGCUUUGUCAGUCAAAUAUGUACACACAGUAAAUACUGUUUCUUAGGCAAAGGAAACUUUUUAUAUAGUUGUAAAAUUCCAUUAUAUCCCAUUGCCAAAGAAACAUUACAAACUUUGUAUAGCUGUAUAAAAAGCAACUAAUUUUUUAAAGAAUAAACAUUUUUAAGUCGGCAAA
This is a messenger RNA of Cariama cristata (Red-legged seriema), 1906 nucleotides long. It is a transcript of the gene LSM14A, whose product is annotated as LSM14A, SCD6 homolog A (S. cerevisiae). Gene Ontology annotation, cellular component: P-body. Gene Ontology annotation, biological process: cytoplasmic stress granule assembly; P-body assembly. Gene Ontology annotation, molecular function: mRNA binding. The transcript is spliced from 9 exons. NCBI's taxonomy places the organism in Eukaryota, Metazoa, Chordata, Aves, Cariamiformes, Cariamidae. The annotation marks the transcript as partial. The record is from RefSeq and is a predicted model, not a curated record.